CGACUUUUGACAGAAAUCACAUGACAAUAUUGUGACCGUAGCAGAUUGAAGAUUAUUUUCGCAUCAUGCUUCGUUUGCUCACUUUUCUUCUUCUUGUUGCUGUUGUAUGCCUUGCGUCUUCUUCUUUUAAAAGAGUUGCUCGACUUUCCGAUCCUUUAGCUUACGGAGGGCUGGGAUGGGAACUUCAAGAACUGCAAGUCGAAGACUAUGUGAAAGGUUCCGUGUGGCCGAAACCCCAAGGAGAAACUCCUUCAGGUGCUGUGUAUAAGUUGGCGCCGGGGAAUUUUCAAUUCUCCAUAACUGGAGAGAGCAGUGACGUUCUUCAAGAAGCCGUCAAACGGUAUAAAGUGUUAACAUUUCCUGACAAUGUGAGCGAAUCGAAGAAGAAUUUUUCCCAAAUCACAAAGCUGACUGUCGAUGUGCUUAAAGAUUAUGAAAAUCUCACUCUGGAUUCGGACGAAUCUUAUAAACUUGAAGUGAAAGCUCCAACGUCCUCCCUUACUGCUGCUACUGUUUGGGGAGCACUGCGCGGCCUUGAAACAUUCAGUCAGAUUGUUCACCAAGAUCCAGAUGGCUUUUAUUUCGCUAAUGGGACACAGAUUGUGGACUAUCCACGUUUCCAUCACAGAGGAUUUAUGAUUGACACCUCCAGACACUAUUUGAAUCUCUCAGUUAUCUUUAAAUUCAUGGAUGCGAUGUCAUAUGGAAAGUUUAAUGUCCUCCACUGGCAUGUUGUGGACGAUCAGUCGUUUCCCUUUUCCAGCAAAACAUUUCCACAGUUGAGUGGAAUGGGUGCAUUUAACAACCAAACACAUAUUUAUACUGAAGAUGAUGUUAGCAAGAUCCUGGAGUAUGCAAGAAUGAGGGGCAUAAGAGUUGUACCUGAGUUUGACACACCUGGUCACACUUUUUCCUGGAGGAGUAUUCCUGACCUACUGACACCAUGCUAUAAAGAAGGGAAACCAUCAGGAUCCUACGGACCCAUUAACCCAAUUGUGGAGGCUAACUACAAUUUCCUGAAUAAGUUCUUUCAAGAGGUGGCAGAAAGAUUUCCAGACAAGUAUGUUCACCUGGGUGGUGAUGAAGUACCCUUUGGGUGUUGGCAAAGCAACCCUGAGAUUACUGAGUGGAUGACUAAAAUGGGCUAUGGCAAAAACUACUAUUUACUGGAGCAAUACUACGAACAGAAGCUUCUGAAGAUAGUAGGCAGUCUGGAGAAGGAUUACAUUGUCUGGCAAGAGGUGAUCGACAAUAACGUGCAAGUUCUGCCCAACACUGUAGUGAAUGUGUGGAAAAGCAGUCCGUCUUGGCCAUCUGAGAUGGCCAAAGUGACAGGCAAAGGAUUAAAGGCCAUUCUGUCGUCCUGUUGGUACUUGAACUAUAUUUCAUACGGAAUAGACUGGCAUAAGUAUUAUCAGUGUGAUCCUCAGAAUUUUAAAGGGACUGAGGCACAGAUGGAACUGGUUAUGGGUGGGACUGGAUGUAUGUGGGGAGAAUUUGUAGAUGGAACAAAUAUCUUGCCAAGAACUUGGCCCCGUGCACUUGCUAUUGCUGAGAGACUUUGGAGCAGCAAAUUAGUGACAGACCUGACUGAUGCUGAUAAUAGGCUUUGGGAACAUCGCUGCCGUUAUCUCAGGCGUGGUAUCCCUGCGGAGCCAGGAGUAGAGGCCAAGUAUUGCCGUCAUGAAUGGAAUGUCUGAAGACAAUGAUCACUGAGAAAAAGCUUUUUCAUUUUUUUUUGUAAUAGAUUUAUUUUCAUGUGAAAUAAGUUUAGUUGUAAGCAACCUGUAAUGGUUGAAAAAUAUCCAUGUUAAGUUCCUGCGCUUUUGUUCUUUGCCCUAGUUUUCAAAUAAAAAUAUUAAAGCUUGUCAAAACUAACCAGCACAUUGGUAGAUCCUAGUGGUCAGAAAUAUUUCUCAGUUUACAAGAUCUGGCAAAACCAAUAUCAAUUUGAUUACUUUGGAACUUCUGUGAGUUAAGGAUAGUUUGUUCAGGAAACCCUAUGAAAUACACAAUUUUCUUAUUGAAAAUUUAUUAGAAGUCAUGUCUGUCCUUGUGUUGCAAGGCAAGCAGGGAAGGCAGGUCACCCAAACUAAGUGAGGGAGACAAAUGAAGUUUUGGUUUUCAUUGAAGUGUUAGAAGCAUUAUGGAAAGUAGUCAAACACUUCUGUUAAUCUAAGACUGAGCUAAGAGGCAAAGUGAGGGAGACAAAUGAAGUUUUGGUUUUCAUUGAAGUUUUAGAAGCAUUAUGGAAAGUAAUCAAACACUUCUGUUAAUCUAAGACUGAGC
Molecule: messenger RNA, 2289 nt
Organism: Stylophora pistillata
Lineage: Eukaryota; Metazoa; Cnidaria; Anthozoa; Scleractinia; Pocilloporidae
Product: beta-hexosaminidase subunit beta
Biological process (GO): carbohydrate metabolic process; ganglioside catabolic process; glycosaminoglycan metabolic process
Cellular component (GO): lysosome; membrane
Molecular function (GO): beta-N-acetylhexosaminidase activity
Source: RefSeq, a predicted model, not a curated record